Ziziphus jujuba (common jujube) is the source of this 813-nucleotide messenger RNA. RefSeq lists its product as uncharacterized. The transcript is spliced from 3 exons. The record is from RefSeq and is a predicted model, not a curated record. NCBI's taxonomy places the organism in Eukaryota, Viridiplantae, Streptophyta, Magnoliopsida, Rosales, Rhamnaceae. The coding region runs from base 1 to 813 and encodes 270 amino acids.
AUGGCUAAACGGGCCGAAUUUUGGGUUAAUGGGUCUGAAAUUGGGUACUGUUGGAUCUGGCCUAAUUCAAAGGCCCAACCCAGGUUAGAACAUGCUACUAUUCAAUCCAAGGCCCAAGCCCAGAACAGUGGCCCAAUUGAAAUGGCAAGUGGAGAUGUGCCCGUUGCACAAAUGGCAAAACAGACUCCUGUGGUUCAAGCUCCUCUUACUGCAAGGCAUACAGAAAUACCUGAGAAGUUUGAUGGAGCGGAUUUCAAAAGGUGGCAACAGAAGAUGUUGUUUUACCUGACUAUAUUGGGCCUUGCAAGGUUCUUAACCGAGGGCACACCAUCUAGUCUUGAAGAGAGUGACAGAGAAACUCUGAUGGCAGUGGAUGUGUGGAAGAAUUCCGAUUAUUUAUGUCGGAAUUAUGUCCUUAAUGGCUUAUCUGAUUCCCUAUACGGAGUGUACUAUAACGCGAAGUCAGCGAAAAAGCUGUGGGAAACUUUGGACAGGAAGAACAAGACCAAGAAUGGUGGAUCCGGAAAGUUUGUCGUAGGCAGAUUUUUGGACUAUAUGAUGGUGGAUACUAAGCCACUAAUGAGUCAGAAACUACCUUUAAGCUGGAAUGACUUCAUAAAUUAUCUUAAACACAAAAGAAAGGAGAUGGAUAUGGAGGCUCUUGUUAGCAAGCUUCGCAUAGAAGAUGAUAAUAGGAGAUCUGACAGGAGAUCCAUGAAGGCCGCUGUGAAGGCCAAUGUUGUGGAGCAUAGGAGUAGCUCCAAGAGUCAAAAGAAGAAACCUGGAAUGAGUUCCAAGUUGGGGCCUAAAUAA